AUUUUUUUAAAACCCCUGACCGCCUCUCUCUCUCUCUCUCUGUAAAGCAAAAGCAAUUCACUCACUCCUCCAGCCAUAAGUUUCAAAUAUUCUUCUCCUGCCCUCUCUCUUUAUCUCUCUCUGCUUUGCUCCUUCUUGGUAAGAUUAUCUACCUACCUCCUAAAUGGCUAGGCGUGUAUACCAUGUUUGGAAGGGACGCAAUAUUUUCUUCUGCAAAGGGAGGCUUAUAUUUGGUACAGAUGCCAAAUCAUUGAUUAUUACCUUAUUGCUCAUCCUGGUUCCCGUUGUUAUAUUCUGUACAAAUGUCGCAAGGAACCUCCUCCGUGAAUUUCCAACAUCUAAUACUGGCUAUGUCAUUCUAGUCGUAACAAUUCUGUUCACAAUAUACGUAUUGGUGCUCCUGUUUCUCACUUCAGCCCGUGACCCAGGCAUUGUUCCUCGAAAUUCACAUCCACCAGAGGAAGAGAUUUGCUACGACCCUUCAACCUCGGUAGAUGUUGGCGGGAGACACACACCUACUCCACGGUUACCGCGCACAAAAGAAGUUACUGUCAAUGGUUUUUCUGUGAAAGUGAAGUAUUGCGAUACAUGCAUGAUAUAUCGACCACCCCGUUGCUCACAUUGCUCUGUAUGUGAUAACUGCGUGGAGCGAUUUGAUCACCAUUGUCCCUGGGUGGGCCAAUGCAUUGGACUGCGCAACUACCGGUACUUCUUUCUGUUUGUUUCUUCAUCAGCUCUUCUCUGCAUCUUCAUAUUUUCAAUGUCAGCUUUGAACGUAAAGUUUCUUAUGGAUGAUUAUGGUUCUCCCUGGAAGGCAAUGAAGGAGUCACCUGCAUCUGUGAUAUUAAUAGUUUAUUCCUUCAUUUUCCUCUGGUUUGUCGGUGGCCUCACCUGCUUCCAUCUGUAUCUUAUAGGCAGAAACCAGACUACAUAUGAAAACUUUCGCUAUGGAGCAGCCAACAGGCACAAUGUCUAUGACCAGGGUUGCUUAAGGAAUUUUCUUGAAGUAUUCUGCACCAAGAUAAAUCCUUCAAGAAACAAUUUCCAGGCUUAUGUACAAGAAGAGAUGCCCAUGCGUAUAACCCGAGAAGUAAAAAUAGAUGAUUCAGAAGGAGACAGUCGGACAAAAGUACAAGACAAUCUAGAAAUCGAUAAUGACCUUUUAAAGAUAUCCCAGCGUCGUGAUGCUGUAGAGGCUGUUAACAGCAGAAGCUGAGUUCCCUUUGCAUUAGGAAUCUCAAGUUGAGCCUUUAAUGAAACUCACUUAUUCAAAUGUGGUAGAAAAAAAUGGUGUAACUUGGGGAUUUGGGAUUCUUGCCAUAGAGUAGUUUUUGAUAGCAAAAGUCACACAAUUUAGAGGGAAGAACUGCAAGGGUGAUGUCUAUAUCAGUUGUCACUGUUAUUCUCUGGUUUUUUUUUUCCCCUCCAUGCCAUUGGAUGCUGUGUUGAUUUCUUUGAUAAUAGUCGCACAAAUACCCCGGAAAGUUA
Molecule: messenger RNA, 1488 nt
Organism: Populus nigra (black poplar)
Lineage: Eukaryota; Viridiplantae; Streptophyta; Magnoliopsida; Malpighiales; Salicaceae
Product: protein S-acyltransferase 8-like
Exons: 5
Coding region: 164-1216 (350 amino acids)
Biological process (GO): peptidyl-L-cysteine S-palmitoylation; protein targeting to membrane
Cellular component (GO): Golgi apparatus; endoplasmic reticulum
Molecular function (GO): protein-cysteine S-palmitoyltransferase activity
Source: RefSeq, a predicted model, not a curated record